AGUCCAUGUGUUAUGGGUCUAUCUCACCUUAGGACUGUGAGUAAACAAAAGAGGUUCCUAUUACCCUUGGCCAUCAGCCUUGAGAACCCUCUAUACCCAACAGUCCAUUGUGUUAUGGGUCUAUCUCACCUUAGGACUGUGAGUAAACAAAAGAGGUUCCUAUUACCCUUGGCCAUCAGCCUUGAGAACCCUCUAUACCCAACAGUCCAUUGUGUUAUUGGUCUGUUUCACCUUAGGACUGUGAGUAAACAAAAGAGGUUCCUAUUAACCUUGGCCAUCAGCCUUGAGAACCCUCUACAACCAACAGUCCAUUGUGCUAUGGGUCUAUCUCACCUUAGGACUGUGAGUAAACAAAAGAGGUUCCUAUUAACCUUGGCCAUCAGCCUUGAGAACCCUCUACAACCAACAGUCCAUUGUGCUAUGGGUCUAUCUCACCUUAGGACUGUGAGUAAACAAAAGAGGUUCCUAUUAACCUUGGCCAUCAGCCUUGAGAACCCUCUACAACCAACAGUCCAUUGUGCUAUGGGUCUAUCUCACCUUAGGACUGUGAGUAAACAAAAGAGGUUCCUAUUAACCUUGGCCAUCAGCCUUGAGAACCCUCUACAACCAACAGUCCAUUGUGUUAUUGGUCUAUCUCACCUUAGGACUGUGAGUAAACAAAAGAGGUUCCUUUUACCCUUGACCAUCAGCCUUGAGAACCCUCUAUACCCAACAGUCCAUUGUGUUAUGGGUCUAUCUCACCUAAGGACUGUGAGUAAACAAAAGAGGUUCCUAUUACCCUUGGCCAUCAGCCUUGAGAACCCUCUAUACCCAACAGUCCAUUGUGUUAUUGGUCUGUUUCACCUUAGGACUGUGAGUAAACAAAAGAGGUUCCUUUUACCCUUGGCCAUCAGCCUUGAGAACCCUCUAUACCCAACAAUCCAUGUGUUAUGGGUCUAUCUCACCUUAUGACUGUGAGUAAACAAAAGAGGUUCCUAUUAACCUUGGCCAUCAGCCUUGAGAACCCUCUACACCCAACAGUCCAUUGUGUUAUGGGUCUAUCUCACCUUAGGACUGUGAGUAUAAACAAAAGAUGUUCCUAUUUCCCUUGGCCAUCAGCCUUGAGAACCCUCUAUACCCAACAGUCCAUUGUGUUAUGGGUCUAUCUCACCUUAUGACUGUGAGUAAACAAAAGAGGUUCCUAUUUCCCUUGGCCAUCAGCCUUGAGAACCCUCUAUACCCAACAGUCCAUGUGUUAUAUGUCUAUCUCACCUUAUGACUGUGAGUAAACAAAAGAGGUUCCUAUUAACCUUGGCCAUCAGCCUUGAGAACCCUCUAUACCCAACA
This is a messenger RNA of Asterias rubens (European starfish), 1326 nucleotides long. RefSeq lists its product as uncharacterized. Lineage: Eukaryota; Metazoa; Echinodermata; Asteroidea; Forcipulatida; Asteriidae. The record is from RefSeq and is a predicted model, not a curated record. The transcript has 3 exons. Bases 13 to 951 code for a protein of 312 amino acids.